CGGCUCGCUUGGUAGGAAGGCUGGAGAAGGUAGAACUUUCCGGGGGGGCAGCCGCGACCCUUGCCGAGAAGGGAAGGUUUUAAGCAUUCUUGAGGCAGCAUGAUAGAUCCUGUUGAAAACAAUUUAUUUGAUCUUCCUGAUUAUGAACACACCCAUGAUGAGACCUUUCAGCCUCUCCUACCCCCAGACUCUCCAGGCGGGGUAGCGGAAGGUGCCUUACUCAAUGGAGAUCCAGAGGGAAAUCAGCUGACACAAAACAAGGAUUCUUCUGUGACCGCAAGAAGAGCUGUUAAAAGAACAAUACCUAAAUUAGAUGCUCAGAGAUUGAUUUCAGAGCGAGGACUUCCAGCUUUGUGCAGUUUGUUCGACAACGUAAAUUUCAAAGGGAAAGGUCACGAGGAAGCUGACCUGAAGACGCUUAUAAGGCACAUGGAACACUGGGCCCACCGCCUCUUCCCUCAACUUCCGUUUGAAAACGUUGUGGAAAGGAUAGAGAGCUUGGGAAAUAAAAAACCUGUUCAGGCGUGCUUAAAGAGAAUUCGACUUGAUCUCCCUCUCUUGAAUGAAGACUUCAGAAGUCACGAAGGUGUAGAAGAUGAGAACAAUAGACACAGCCCGGCCACGGAAGAACCAAUUUUCCUUCCCGAAACACAGAAUUCCCCAAAAGAAUCUGGUUCUCCCUCUUCAAGUCCUGCCCUGACCGAGGAGCAGCAGCAGAGAAUCGAAAGGAACAGACGAAGAGCCCUUGAAAGAAGACAGGCAAAAAACCAGCUCAGUCAAUCUCCAAACGAUGAUUUGCCUACCAAUGAAGAAUACGGCACCAUUACAGCUCAGGAGGAGGAGGAGGUCUGCAUAGACAAAGUUGGUGUCCCUUUUCAACCUACGGAGGACCUGCGAAGUAGUACAGAUCAAGUGUCUUUUUAAUUGUGUGGAAUAGGAAUAGCAUAGUUUUGUUUUUACUGCAACUUUAAAUGUGGUGGCUGGUUAAUUUGGCAGCUGCUAUAAUUUCCAGUGUUUUCUGUUAUGCCAAUGUUUUAAAGAAGUGUUUUCAUUUCAGUGAAAGAACAUUUUAAGCUUUAAACAUUUGUACAGCAAAUUUUAAUGAAAACUAUACAUAAAAGUCAAAUGAUGCUAUAUUUCUACAAUUUAAAUCUUUUAUAACUUUCCCAUUGUGAAAUAUUUGUAAUUGCCCAUAUUUUAUACUAGAAAUGAAAAUAAUAAAUCU
Molecule: messenger RNA, 1225 nt
Organism: Pseudonaja textilis
Lineage: Eukaryota; Metazoa; Chordata; Lepidosauria; Squamata; Elapidae
Gene: TIPIN
Product: TIMELESS interacting protein
Biological process (GO): replication fork arrest; DNA damage response; DNA replication checkpoint signaling
Cellular component (GO): nucleus; replication fork protection complex
Molecular function (GO): DNA binding
Source: RefSeq, a predicted model, not a curated record